Molecule: messenger RNA, 438 nt
Organism: Haemonchus placei
Lineage: Eukaryota; Metazoa; Nematoda; Chromadorea; Rhabditida; Trichostrongylidae
Source: the annotation of a GenBank genome assembly
AUGGCGAUCUGUAAUUUCAACGCACGGACGCUUGCAUCGGAAGCGUGUACAGAAGACCUGAUGAUGCAAGCUAGGAAGAUCAAGUACGACGUCAUCGGACUGACCGAGACGAGAAGGCAGACUGGAGAAGAACUGUUCCGUGGAACAUGCGACAGAGACGUCGGCGACGUAGGUGUCCUCGUCGAUAUGCACUUUUCCAUGAACAUCGAUUCGUACGCAAGCUCAACAACCCGAAUCGGACGUUUGAGAUUAAGAAAAGGUGGAUCAACUCCACCUCAAAUACCUUCUUCAACGUCAUCGGAAUUUAAUGAGCAGGGUGAAAGGCUGUCUGACUUUAUCAUGUCGACCAGCACCAUCCAUGGUAACUUGCGGCUCCAGAAGCACUCUCAUUUGAAGUGGGCAUGGAAGUCAUUCGGAGGACAGUUCCAUGAGAAAUAG